Messenger RNA from Thlaspi arvense, 5067 nucleotides. NCBI's taxonomy places the organism in Eukaryota, Viridiplantae, Streptophyta, Magnoliopsida, Brassicales, Brassicaceae. The record is from the annotation of a GenBank genome assembly.
ACCAAAUUACCCUCACUGUAAUUACCCUUCACAUCCAGAAGCUUCGCCUUUGCCCAAAAAACCCUACUAAAACCUCUUGUUUCCGCAGAGUCAGUCGUAUUUCUCUCUUUGCUCAGUGCUACCAAAUAUCAUCAACAAAACCUACAUCGAGUUUCUAGAAGCUGCGACUAUGCUCAGGCUCUCGAAGCGUUCCGUCUCUACCUUACUACGCUCCGGCGACCGAAGCUCCCGCGUCGCCGCUGCCGCGACUUCGAUCCCCCGCUCUUCCUCAUCUACCACGGAUGCGAGGAGAGGUGACACUGAAUCGAGAUGGUACUCGUCAUUAACCAAUGGUCAAUGCAAGAAAACCGAGUCCCUGGCUCAAUUGAACAUGAAACCCAACUGGUUUAUGGGAUACCGGAACGAAUCCAGUGCAGCAGCAUCAGACUCUUCGUCUCAGGCUCCCCCGCCGGCUGAGAAAUUUGAAUACCAAGCUGAAGUUAGUCGCCUCAUGGACCUCAUUGUUAACAGUCUGUACAGCAACAAGGAGGUGUUUCUUCGGGAGCUUAUCAGCAAUGCUAGCGACGCAUUGGAUAAGUUGCGUUAUCUGAGCGUCACAAACCCUGAGCUUUCAAAGGAUGCUGCUGAUCUUGACAUACGCAUCUAUGCUGAUAAGGAGAAUGGAGUAAUAACUCUCACUGAUUCAGGUAUCGGUAUGACACGUCAAGAAUUAGUUGACUGCCUUGGGACUAUUGCGCAAAGUGGAACUGCCAAGUUCCUGAAAGCUUUAAAGGAUAACAAGGAUGCAGGUGGUGACAACAAUUUAAUUGGUCAAUUCGGUGUUGGGUUCUAUUCAGCAUUCUUGGUUGCAGAUCGAGUCACUGUGUCAACGAAGAGCCCAAAGUCUGAUAAGCAAUAUGUAUGGGAAGGAGAAGUGGAUUCCAGCAGUUAUACUAUUAAGGAAGAGACUGAUCCUCAGUUUCUCCUUCCUAGAGGAACACGUAUUACUUUGCAUCUUAAGCAAGAUGACAAAGGCUUUGCAGAUACAGAGCGGAUUCAGAAGCUAGUGAAAAACUAUUCUCAGUUUGUUUCGUUCCCUAUAUACACGUGGCAGGAAAAAGGAUACACAAAAGAGGUUGAGGUUGAGGAUGAUCCAGCUGAGUCGAAAAAGGAUGACCAAGACGAUCAAACUGAGAGAAAAAAGAAGACCAAGAAGGUUGUUGAGAGAUACUGGGAUUGGGAGCUUACUAAUGAGACGCAGCCAAUUUGGCUCCGGAACUCUAAGGAGGUGACAACAGCGGAGUACAAUGAGUUUUACAGAAAAACUUUCAACGAGUAUUUAGACCCUUUGGCAUCAUCCCACUUCACAACAGAGGGCGAGGUCGAGUUUAGGUCCAUCCUUUACGUACCACCCAUCUCACCAAUGGGGAAGGAUGACUUGGUCAAUCAAAAGACAAAGAACAUAAGGCUCUAUGUAAAACGAGUUUUCAUUUCUGAUGAUUUUGACGGGGAGCUGUUUCCUCGGUACUUGAGCUUUGUUAAAGGUGUUGUGGACUCGCACGAUCUGCCACUUAACGUGUCGCGUGAGAUUCUACAAGAAAGUCGCAUUGUGCGGAUCAUGAAGAAACGUCUGGUGAAGAAGGCUUUUGAUAUGAUUUUGGGAAUAUCCUUGAGUGAAAACAGAGAAGACUAUGAAAAGUUUUGGGAUAAUUUUGGAAAACAUCUAAAAUUGGGUUGCAUCGAGGACCGCGAGAACCACAAGCGUAUAGCUCCAUUGCUUCGAUUUUUCUCCUCCCAGAGUGAGCAUGACAUGAUCAGCUUGGAUGAAUAUGUCGAGAAUAUGAAAGCUGAACAAAAAGCGAUCUAUUACAUUGCUUCGGACAGCAUUACAAGUGCUAAGAAUGCACCUUUCCUCGAGAAGCUUCUGGAGAAAGAACUUGAGGUACUAUAUCUGGUGGAACCCAUCGAUGAAGUUGCCAUACAGAGUUUAAAAUCUUACAAGGAAAAGGACUUUGUCGACAUCGGCAAGGAAGACUUAGACCUAGGAGACAAGAACGAGGAGAAAGAGGCAGCUGUGAAAAAGGAGUUUGGGCAAACUUGUGAUUGGAUAAAGAAACGAUUGGGCGAUAAGGUUGCCAGUGUUCAGAUUUCGAAUCGUCUUAGUUCAUCGCCCUGUGUACUUGUAUCUGGUAAAUUUGGCUGGUCAGCCAAUAUGGAAAAGCUAAUGAAGGCACAAUCAGCUGGUGGUGACACAACAAGCCUCGAGUUCAUGAAAGGGAGAAGGGUGUUUGAGAUCAAUCCUGACCACUCGAUUAUCAAGAACAUAAAUGCUGCGUACAAGAGUAACCCAAAUGAUGAAGAUGCGAUGAGAGCCAUCGAUCUAAUGUAUAAUGCAGCACUAGUUUCUAGUGGGUUCACGCCCGAGAAUCCAGCAGAGCUCGGUGGGAAGAUAUAUGAGAUGAUGGAUAUUGCUCUUUCCGGGAAAUGGUCAAGCCCUGAGGUCCAGCCGCAGCAGCAGAUGGCACAUCCUCACAAUGCAGAGCUGUUAGAAGCUGAAGUGGUUGAACCAGUUGAAGUGGAUGGGCAGAAAUGAACAGAAGCCUAAUGUCCCUGCCCUACUACGAUUCUCAAUCUCUCAUCAUCUUCUUAUUUUUUUUAGUAGCAGCAGCAUUAGCAACAAUUGGCAAUUAGCCAAUGAAAUUCUCUAGAUAACAGAUUGAGAAUGUUGAGCUUGUUUUUGUUUAGUUUUAAGUUGAUCCUCCUCAGAAUAAUCCACUUAGCAUUUACUGUCGGUCGGAUGUAAUAAAUAUUCGAAAGGACAAUUUUUUCAUGUUUUAAUGAAAAUUUAGGGGUCUCAUUGUACGAAACUAAAAACUUUUGGGACUUUAGCUGAUUGUAUAGAGUACAGGUGUUGGAUAGACCCGACGCAAACGUUGGGAAAAUAGAACGCGUUCAGAAGUCAACACAAGUCGACGGUUACCGGCUGCUCGGGUUAUCCGUUAGCCAUUAAGAACUGGCAGCUGUCUGUCUUUUUUUUUUUUUGGUUAGGGAAAAAGAAAAAAGAAAAGAAGUUUCCAUUUUAUCAAAAGCUUUCCCUUUGGUUUUCUCACGGUCCAUCUUCCCGUCCUCUGCGUCUCGAGUAACGUUCUCCAGUCAUCUCUCCGCACUGAAUUGAUGGGCACAUCAUCUGGGUCCAAUCUUCCUCACCAGAUGCUACCUCCACGUCAGCAACUACAAACUACUCUUUCGCUUGUAUCCUCGGAUCCCCACAUGUCACGAUCCAACUCUGGCAUCGUGCGUGAAUCUCCAGCUGAAAGUGAGAGCUCUCAAGAGACGUGGCCAACCUCAAAGUCUCUAAUGGGGAAGAAGACCGAGAGCGGGAAGACAGGGCCUGAUUCUCAUGAGCAACCAGUGAUCCGCCAUGUCUCCAUUGCCGAUAAAGUAUCACUGCGGGACAUAGCUAGAGAGAGAGUGGACAUUGUCUCCGAAAGAAUGCUGCGACUACCGGAAGAGUAUCUCGAGGAGUUAAAGAACGGGCUUAAGUCUAUCCUUGAAGGGAAUGGUGCGCAGCCCAUUGACGAGUUUAUGUUUCUGCAGAAGUUUGUCCAGACGAGAUCUGAUCUCACUUCAAAGACACUUAUCAGGGCUCACCGAGUGCAGCUUGAGAUCCUCGUGGUUAUAAACACCGGAAUCCAAGCAUUCUUACACCCGAACAUCAACCUGUCUCAAACAUCUCUCAUCGAGAUCUUCUUGUACAAGAGAUGCAGAAACAUUGCUUGCCAAAACGAGCUCCCCGCUGAUGACUGCCCCUGCGAGAUAUGCGCUAAUAGGAAAGGCUUCUGCAACCUGUGCAUGUGCGUGAUCUGUAACAAGUUCGACUUUGCAGUCAACACAUGCCGCUGGAUUGGCUGCGACGUGUGUUCUCACUGGACUCAUACGGACUGUGCGAUUAGAGACGGAGAGAUCUCCAUGGGAAUAUCUGCAAAGAGUGUGUCGGGGAUGGGAGAGAUGCUGUUCAAGUGUCGAGCGUGCAACCAUACUUCUGAAUUGUUGGGUUGGGUUAAAGACGUGUUUCAGCACUGUGCACCAAACUGGGAUAGGGAGUCUUUGAUGAAGGAGCUCGACUUCGUGAGUAGGAUUUUCCGUGGAAGCGAAGAUACAAGAGGCAGGAAACUAUUCUGGAAGUGUGAGGAACUUAUCGACAAGAUUAAAGCCGGCUUGGCAGAAGCAACAGCUGCGAAGUUGAUACUGAUGUUCUUCCAAGAAAUUGAACUGGACUCUCCAAAGAGCCUUGAAAAUGGAGAAGGUGGGGGAAUGAUAGCACCGCAAGAUGCAUGCAACCGAAUUGCUGAAGUUGUAAAGGAAACGCUGAGGAAAAUGGAGAUAGUGGGCGAGGAAAAGACGAGGAUGUAUAAGAAAGCGCGGUUGGGACUCGAGGAAUGCGAGAGAGAGAUGGAAGAGAAAGCAAAGGAAGUGGCGGAACUGAAGAUGGAGAGGCAGAAGAAGAAACAGCAGAUAGAGGAGGUGGAGAGGAUAGUGAGGCUGAAGCAAGCGGAGGCAGAGAUGUUUCAGCUGAAAGCAAACGAGGCGAAACUGGAAGCAGAGAGGUUGGAGAGGAUUGUGAAAGCGAAAAAGGAGAAGACGGAGGAGGAAUACGCGAGUAACUACUUGAAACUGAGGCUGAGCGAGGCCGAGGCAGAGAAAGAGUAUCUGUUUGAAAAGAUUAAAGAGCAGGAAAGUGGUGGAAAUGGUGGCGAGGCGUCACAGUCGGUGAUGUACUCGAAGAUCAGAGAAAUGCUUCAUGGAUACAAUGCAUCGACACCACGAGUGGAUCCAAGACCAAACCAGCGAAAUCCUUUCAGAUCCAAUCCUUAGAAUGUAUUUUGUAUUGUCGUCAUUGUUUGUAUUCAAGUUGAGCUUCGAAUCAAUUAAGGUCGGAUUUGUGUGUCAAGCCUUUGUGGUCGCUCUGCUGUAUUCAAGUGUAUAAUUAAUUAUGUUUUGCUUUAAUAUGAAGUUAAUCGGAUUUAGAGAAUUGGGGUUUCUCAAAUUUUGUUUUCUUUGGUACAAUAAUGAUACAAAUGUUCCAAA